CAUGGGCGCUGGGUGCAGCGUAAACAAUGGUGACCUUGCUUACCAGGGAUUUGGUGACGUGCCUAGCUUCAAAAUAGUCUUAGUAGGUGAUCCCGAAGUUGGUAAGAGCAGUAUUUUUAUGCGUUACUUCUUGAAUCAAUUUGACUACAGCUACAGAACGACUACUUCAGUCAGUAUCGAGAAUGUAGUAAAGAAGCUGAAUGUUCCCGAGCAUAUCAUCGUAUCCGUGACAAUUUGGGAUCUACCGGGCCGUGAGGAGGUGGAUCUGAGGAAGAGCUACUACAAAGAUGUGGAUGCUGCAAUAGUUGUGGUUAACAUUGCUGACAAGGAGAGCAUUGAGCUGGCUGGAACAUGGAGGCAGGACAUCCACAAUCACUCCGUCAUCUCAAAGAAGAAAGUAGAGAAAGAAGGCAAGGUGUCAAAGGUCGUAGUAGAAUAUGAGAAGGCAGACCCUACUCAGCUUCCUGUACUUCUGCUUGGGAAUAAAUAUGACAUUAUAGAGGAACGAGAAGCCUUGAAGGAAACCAGCGAAGACGUGGAAGAAAACCGAACAUCUCAUUCCUCGGAUGUCCUGCAAGAAGAUGACAAUAAACCAAAGAACCUCAUCCUCAGAAUCAACUCAAAAGAUGGAGCUAAAGAAACCGAUUCAAGACCGAUUCAGAAAAGACGCAGCCUGGACGACGAGAAGAGAGAUGCAGAGAAAGAGUACAUCAGCGGUGAUGAGUCGCCGAGGAUGAAGGUGAAGAUGGAGGAUGAAAGAGGGGAGGAGAGGGAUGUCACCGUCUGGAAGUAUGAAGAGGAACAUGAGCCAGAAGUAGAGCUUCCUGAAGAACUAGAACUCCUUGAGGCAGCGGCGGAGCAACAUGGAUUUGUUGGAAGUGUUGCCGUCUCGGCCAAGAACUCUGACGGCGGUGUGGAUAAAGCCAUCCAGGCUCUGAUCCGCCAUCUUCUAGAGAGGAAACUCAAAGACAAAGCCUUGCAGAAGAUGGAGGCAGUGGAAGUCCGGAGACGCAAGAAGAAGAAGACAAAACCCAAGAAGGUUAAUCCCGACGACUUCCAACCUCUUGAGAAGACGGACAUUGAAGAGAUGGACAAGCUAUUUAUGCAGUCCAACUUGAGCCUGAGCAGGAUUCAUGAGACCAGCCUAGCUUACAAUCAGUCAGUGCGGCAGUUCAAGAGAGAGUGCCUGAAUGCUGGACUCGUGGGCAGUCCCAAGAGUUCCAUUGAAGAUUGCAUCGGAGGUUUGAGAGCAGCCUUGCAAGAACUCAGCCUGGAACUUAUGACCCAGGACAAGGAUGGUUUCCUACAGCUAGUAGUCCAAGGUGAAGUCGUCUACGAAGAAGAAAAAUCUGAAGAAAUUAAGAAAGUCAUGGACACUUUCCAGUCAGAGGUUGUAGUAGCUUGCAGUGCCAUUCUUUGUGAUAACCCAAGCUCCGAUGCAGACCUCAUUCGGAUGGACGCUAAGAUCACAAACAGCUGUUCCCACAUGUGGGCCCUCGCCGAGAAGGAGCAGCCACUCAGCCCAAAAGACAAGAAGAAGAUCCAGCACAAGGUGGAUUACAACCGAGCAAGGAUAAGACAAGCUCAUAUCCAGUGUGCACAAAGUCUUCAAGAUGUUGAUGGUCUGUAUAAGAAGAUCAAAGCUGCUAUGUUAUGGUAAAAUCUUUAAAGGCACUGGACACUUUUGGCAAUUACUCAAAAUAAUUGUAAAAACAUAUUUAGUAUUAACAAGCA
Molecule: messenger RNA, 1734 nt
Organism: Asterias rubens (European starfish)
Lineage: Eukaryota; Metazoa; Echinodermata; Asteroidea; Forcipulatida; Asteriidae
Exons: 11
Coding region: 2-1660 (552 amino acids)
Molecular function (GO): GTPase activity; GTP binding
Source: RefSeq, a predicted model, not a curated record